Molecule: messenger RNA, 1602 nt
Organism: Populus euphratica (Euphrates poplar)
Lineage: Eukaryota; Viridiplantae; Streptophyta; Magnoliopsida; Malpighiales; Salicaceae
Product: PI-PLC X domain-containing protein At5g67130-like
Exons: 9
Coding region: 161-1411 (416 amino acids)
Biological process (GO): lipid metabolic process
Molecular function (GO): phosphoric diester hydrolase activity
Source: RefSeq, a predicted model, not a curated record
UGUUUCCCUCUCUCGUCAUCAAACUCGGAUGUUUUCCUUUUCGUCCGUUUCCCACUAAACGGCCCUAUUUCUAUGCCCCAAGUUUUUUAAUCUUUUUAAACAAUCACAGCCCCCCCAUCUCUCUCUCUCUCUGCCUCUGUCAGUGUAGGGAAAUCCGGAAAUGAAGGGAUCAAAUGGUUUCCGUAGUGUUCUCUCUAUCCAACUUCUCUUCAUUGUACUUUGUCUAUUCAUUGCCAGUUCUUCCAGCCUCAAGAUGGGAGAGACAUGUUCAUCUAACAGCAGCUGUGAUGCCGGAUUAAGUUGUCAAAGUUGUUCUGCUAAUGGAAAUACCCGACAGAGAUGCACCAAGAUCCAGCCAUUGAUUCCAUCAUCAAAAGUCAAGGGUCUGGCAUUCAAUAAGUAUUCAUGGUUAACAACACACAACUCUUAUGCUCUUAUGGAUGCUCUAUCAGAUACUGGUUCACCUCUGUUCUCUCCUAGAAAUCAAGAAGACACGGUUACUACACAGCUUAAGAAUGGGGUUCGGGGACUCAUGCUAGACAUGUAUGAUUUCAUGAAUGAUAUCUGGUUAUGUCACUCCAUUGGUGGUACCUGUUACAACUACACAGCAUUUCAACCUGCAAUCAAGGUGUUGAAAGAGAUAGAAACCUUUUUGGCAGCAAAUCCAUUAGAGGUUGUCACUAUUUUUAUUGAGGAUUAUGUGACAUCCCGACAAGGCUUGACAAAGCUUUUUAAUGCUUCUGGCCUAAGAAAAUAUUGGUUUCCUGUAUCUAAGAUGCCUAAAAAGGGUGAAGAUUGGCCAACAGUUGAUGAUAUGGUCAAGCAGAAUCAGCGUUUAGUGGUCUUCACUUCCAAAUCAAAUAAAGAGGCUACUGAAGGAAUUGCCUACAAUUGGAAAUAUGUAGUAGAAAAUCAAUAUGGAGAUGAUGGGAUGAAAGCAGGUCUAUGUCCAAAUCGAGCUGAAUCAUCUCCUAUGAACACAAAAACGGUAUCCUUGGUUCUUCAGAAUUACUUUCCUACUAAUCCAAACGUAACAGGAGUUUGCUUGGACAAUUCAGCUCCAUUAAUUAGCAUGACCAAUACUUGCUAUGAAGCAUCUGGCAAACGGUGGCCAAACUUCAUUGCUGUUGAUUUUUAUCAGAGGAGUGAUGGUGGGGGAGCCCCAGAAGCUGUGGAUGAAGCAAACGGACACCUUACUUGUGGAUGUGACAAUAUUGCCUUCUGCAGGGCAAAUGCUACAUUUGGUACAUGUGAUGUUCCACCAGCUGCACCUCCUCCACCUGCUGCUGCUGCUGGAGGAAACUCACGAGUUCCUAGUGUCACUCCCUCCAACGUUGCUUCUUUGGAUAGGAAGCCGGUUCAACUAUGGUGGCUGAUCGGAACAAUCUUGAUGAUGGCACUUCUAUUAUGAUUGUAAUUAUGCUGAUUUGCGCAUUUACACGUAACUUUUUAAACCUUUCAGAAAUAUUGUUUGAUGGAUGAAUUUUGCCAUACUCGUGACGUCCUCGUAUCGAUGGUUGCUGUCUAUAAGAUAAUGGUAUACAUCGUACACACAUUAUUAUUUGAUGAUUUAUGUGCUUUGAUUUGCAAGCGCAUGACAAA